Molecule: messenger RNA, 4472 nt
Organism: Lemur catta (Ring-tailed lemur)
Lineage: Eukaryota; Metazoa; Chordata; Mammalia; Primates; Lemuridae
Gene: DCLK2
Product: doublecortin like kinase 2
Exons: 16
Coding region: 222-2219 (665 amino acids)
Biological process (GO): protein phosphorylation; intracellular signal transduction
Molecular function (GO): protein kinase activity; ATP binding
Source: RefSeq, a predicted model, not a curated record
CGCAGGGCAGCUCGCCGCGGCGGCCCCUGUUAGCUGCGGGCGCGGGCGGGCCGGCGCCCCCGCGGCUCAUCGGCCCCACCUGCGAGGAGAGGGCGGGAUGCUGGAGCCAGGUGUCCCGGCGCUUUAAGGGCCCUCACAGUCGGACCGCCCUGCACGGGUUCUCGCGCUGGCACUAGCCUGCCUGGAUCGUUUUUUUGUGGGAAGCCCUUGGAGCAGCCGCGAUGGCCAGCACCAGGAGCAUUGAGCUGGAGCACUUUGAGGAACGGGACAAAAGGCCGCGGCCGGGGUCGCGGAGAGGGGCCCCCAGCUCCUCUGGGGGCAGCAGCAGCUCGGGCCCCAAGGGGAACGGGCUCAUCCCCAGCCCGGCGCACAGUGCCCACUGCAGCUUCUACCGCACGCGGACCCUGCAAGCCCUCAGCUCGGAGAAGAAGGCCAAGAAGGCGCGCUUCUACCGGAACGGGGACCGCUACUUCAAGGGCCUGGUGUUUGCCAUCUCCAGCGACCGCUUCCGGUCCUUCGAUGCGCUCCUCAUAGAGCUCACCCGCUCCCUGUCGGACAAUGUGAACCUGCCCCAGGGUGUGCGCACCAUCUAUACCAUCGACGGCAGCCGGAAGGUCACCAGCCUGGACGAGCUGCUGGAAGGUGAGAGUUACGUGUGUGCAUCCAAUGAACCGUAUCGUAAAGUUGAUUACACCAAAAAUGUUAAUCCGAACUGGUCCGUAAACAUCAAGGGUGGGACAACCCGAGCCCUGGCUGCUGCCUCCUCUGUGAAAAGUGAAGUAAAAGAAAGUAAAGAUUUCAUCAAGCCCAAAUUAGUGACUGUGAUUCGAAGUGGAGUGAAGCCUAGAAAAGCUGUGCGGAUCCUUCUGAAUAAGAAGACCGCUCAUUCCUUUGAACAGGUCUUAACAGAUAUCACCGAAGCCAUUAAACUAGACUCAGGAGUAGUCAAGAGGCUCUGCACCCUGGACGGAAAGCAGGUUACUUGUCUGCAAGACUUUUUUGGUGAUGAUGACGUUUUUAUUGCAUGUGGACCCGAAAAAUUCCGUUAUGCCCAAGAUGACUUUGUCCUGGAUCACAGUGAAUGCCGUGUCCUGAAGUCGUCUUAUUCUAGAUCCUCAGCUGUUAAGUAUUCUGGAUCCAAAAGCCCUGGGCCCUCUCGACGCAGCAAAUCACCAGCUUCAGUUAAUGGAACUCCCAGCAGCCAACUUUCCACUCCUAAAUCUACGAAAUCCUCCAGUUCCUCCCCAACUAGCCCAGGAAGUUUCAGAGGAUUAAAGAUUUCUGCUCACGGCAGAUCUUCUUCCAAUGUAAACGGUGGACCUGAACUGGAUCGUUGCAUGAGUCCUGAAGGUGUGAAUGGAAACAGGUGCUCUGAAUCAGCUCUUCUUGAGAAGUACAAAAUUGGGAAGGUCAUUGGUGACGGCAAUUUUGCAGUAGUCAAAGAGUGUAUGGACAGGUCCACUGGAAAGGAGUUUGCCCUAAAGAUUAUAGACAAAGCCAAAUGUUGUGGAAAGGAACACCUGAUUGAGAAUGAAGUGUCAAUACUGCGUCGAGUGAAACAUCCCAAUAUCAUCAUGCUGGUCGAGGAGAUGGAGACAGCAACGGAGCUCUUUCUGGUGAUGGAAUUGGUCAAAGGUGGAGACCUCUUUGAUGCAAUUACUUCUUCAACCAAGUACACUGAGAGAGACGGCAGCGCCAUGGUCUACAACCUCGCCAACGCCCUCAGGUAUCUUCACGGCCUCAGCAUUGUGCACAGAGACAUCAAGCCAGAGAACCUCUUGGUAUGUGAGUACCCGGACGGAACCAAGUCUUUGAAACUGGGAGACUUCGGGCUCGCCACUGUGGUGGAAGGCCCUUUGUACACAGUCUGUGGCACACCAACUUACGUGGCUCCAGAAAUCAUUGCUGAAACUGGCUAUGGCCUGAAGGUGGACAUCUGGGCCGCCGGUGUGAUCACAUACAUACUUCUCUGUGGAUUCCCACCAUUCCGCAGUGAGAACAAUCUCCAGGAAGAUCUCUUUGACCAGAUCUUGGCUGGGAAGCUGGAGUUUCCAGCCCCCUACUGGGAUAACAUCACAGACGCUGCCAAGGAAUUAAUCAGUCAAAUGCUUCAGGUAAACGUCGAAGCCCGGUGUACCGCGGGACAAAUCCUGAGUCACCCCUGGGUGUCAGAUGAUGCCUCCCAGGAGAAUAAUAUGCAAGCGGAGGUAACAGUUUGAUUUGACAGUUUGAGAGACACCUCAGAGUUUCGUUCUUUACCCAGUUGAGACAAUGGGGAAUCCCGCAGCAGGAUGCUGGUAUUCAACGUGCUGCGCUUCCUCAGAGCCACUCCUAACUCGGGCUGCAUGCUUGUCUCCGAGCUCUGACACCGCCUGCCAGCUCUUAGCUCCUUCCUGGCGCGGGUCUCCCGUACCUACUGACGUCCUUUCAGCCAGCCAAGCGCGGCCUGGAAAACUUUCCUUUAAAACGUCUCGGCUUGCCACGCUGCCUGCCGCCCCAGACCAGAGGCUGGCGAGUGCGCGGGGGGAGGAUUCCAAUAGUUCUCCUGCUAAAAGCCAUUCUCCACCUCGGUGGAAAAAGCAUCUUUUUGUGCACGACGGCAUAAGACGGGUGCCUCUGGGAAGGCUUUUGCUCUCUUUCUCCUCCUGUGUUUCCAAAGAUGAAUUUUUAUCAGCAAGACAGUAUACUGUCAGCCAGCCUUUGAGAUAAGAGAAGAUAAUUUUAUUGGAUAAAGUUUGGGUUUCAGAGAGGCCUGUGGUUUGGGGUCACACUUGCGUUUUCUUCGACCGUCCUUAGCAUGCAGGGCGGCUCCUUUGUUUAUCCCGGAGGGCUCACCCGGCCUCAGACUCCGCAGGGGGCCACCUUGUGGCAGGAAAGGGAACAGUAAGAAAGCUCCACUCGGCGUCUUUCAGGGCAGCCCUGAGAAAGGAUGGCUUCCCGCGGAUCGCUUUCCCCACUCGGGGACGAUGCUCCUCUUAGAGGGAGACUGGGGAACGAUUUGGGUUGCUUUCCUUAAUUUAAGAUAGACAAAACUGUUUCACUCAUGUUGCUUCUGUUUAAAGUAAGUCUAGUUUCUGUCCCCGCUUCUCUCCUGCCUUCUCUCGCCUCUCCCGCCGCCUGCAUUGCUUCCCUCUGCCUAGGUCCAAGGCGACGGUAGGUACUAACCGCACGGCCAUGCUGCCUCCUGCCGCGCUCGCACGUGUUCCGCGGACGGGAAGAGGAAAGGAGAAAUAACGGGGGUCGCUGUUUCCUUCUCCCCAGGGGAAAUUUUGUGGCAGAAAACACUCUGCUGCCUCUGUGUUUCCUGUGUUUGGGGACGGCGUGGCCUCCUGUGAGACUAGGAGCUUGGAAACCAAGCUCUGACCGGGCUUUGCCACAGUUGCCUCCUCCCCAGGUCGUCAGGGUUGGCCUUGGAAGUUGCUGAAUGUGCAGCUUCGGCUCCGCACGGCCUGUGAACCGCCAUGUGUAGUCGGCGGGCUGCCACACAAGUCGCUCUGAGGACGCCCUGUCCUUUGUUCUUACUUUCUCCAGAGUUUUAUUUUCUUUUUUCUUUUUCAGUCAAAGUACUGAAAGAGGCUGUAGUGCAUUUCCCCCCAGGGUAGUGAGAUUACAGAAUGCCCCCAGACCAUUGUCCCUUUGAGCGGAAGGUGCUACAGUCUCCCUCAUGUUUGGAAAACCCAGGGAGAUGGCAGCUUGACGAGUUUCCCUGGAUAAGCAAGAAAUGCUCCAAGAAGGAAAAAAGAAGACUCGGUCUCGCUUCCCUGCCCAGGGUCAGAAACACUUCAGGGGCUGUUCCCUGCUCCCUGAGGAGUUGAGCGCGUGGAACCCGCGGGUGUGUCGGGACGGGUGGAGGAGGCCGUGGGGAUCUAAAGCGUGGACGGUGUGGCUCCGUCUCGGAUUCCUGCGCCUUUUAUAGAUCCCACGGCCACUGGACUGUGAGGGGGUUACUUAUUUAUAUGACACACGAGGGACUUUUCAAUCCGUAACAGAGAACCUUCUUUAGAAAAGUAAACAUUAAGCACUGACCACCCCCGUGGGGUUUGCUGUUGUCUCGGGAUUCUUUUGAGCCUCAGUCCGGGCAGGGGCAGAGCAGUCAGCUCAGGGCCAGAGAGGACAGCGGCCACCGAGUCGCGUGUUCCCCGGGGGCUGCCGGCCGGGUCACGGGAGGAGCAGAGGCCAAGGUCAGCCUGUUCCCCAGGGCUGGGUACCCUAAACCAUUGCUUUUCUUAAGGCUCCCGUUAGAAGCGUGACGUUAUUUCUCCUCUUCUGUUUCCGAGUCCCGUGCAUGCUCUGUCGUGCUCUCUGGUCGUGGGAGCUGGGACCCGAGCCUGGGCCGGGGUAACGUGUUGUCUCUGCUGCUUUCUCCGCAGAACACGGCUCUAGAUAAGGAGGGGCAGAUUUUCUGCAGUAAGCACUGUCACGACAGCGGCAGACCUGGGAUGGAGCAGCUCUCUCCACUUCCUCCCUCGGCC